Neodiprion virginianus is the source of this 6366-nucleotide messenger RNA. It is a transcript of the gene Ptpmeg2, whose product is annotated as tyrosine-protein phosphatase non-receptor type 9. Lineage: Eukaryota; Metazoa; Arthropoda; Insecta; Hymenoptera; Diprionidae. Bases 68 to 2098 code for a protein of 676 amino acids. The transcript is spliced from 10 exons. The record is from RefSeq and is a predicted model, not a curated record. Gene Ontology annotation, biological process: protein dephosphorylation. Gene Ontology annotation, molecular function: protein tyrosine phosphatase activity.
CGACGCGACGUGAGAAACUGUUUUGUGUGUGAGCUUUACAUUUCCCGGAUGAGGUGGUGAUAACGUUAUGGAAUAUCUGAAAUACCUUUACAUCGUACUUAUUAAAUGCAAAUUUUGCGUACAGCAAACUCUGCGCGAUGCUACCAAGGAGUUUAUAGAGGCUGUUAAUAAAUCUCGAGCCGGCCGUCGGGCCGGUCCCGUAUCCUGGGGAACAGCCGUCAAGUUCCUGGCGGCGCGGAAGUUCGAAGUCGCCCGAGCUUUGGCUCUCUACGAUCAGCAUGAGGCGACGAGGAGACGAGAAGGUCUCGCCCGUCUAAAUCCGACCCAGGAGCCUCUCCACAGCGAGCUUCGUACAGGGAAAUUCACCGUCCUGCCAACGAGAGACGGGACGGGGGCUGCCAUUGCGAUAUUCACCGCUCACCUUCAUCUUCCACAAAACACAACGCACCAGACCACCCUUCAAGGUGUCGUUUACCAAUUGGAUGCAGCCCUGGAAAGUGCGGAAACGCAGCGUCACGGGCUGGUAUUUAUUUACGACAUGUCGGACAGUAAAUAUCAAAAUUUCGACUACGACUUGUCGCAAAAAAUUCUCACCCUGCUUAAGGGAGGAUAUCCGGCUAAGCUGAAGAAGGUACUGAUAGUAACAGCGCCGCUCUGGUUCAAGGCGCCGUUUAAAAUCCUCCGACUCUUCGUCAGGGAAAAACUCCGGGAUCGUGUUUUCACGGUGUCGAUACCACAGCUGACGCUUCACAUACCCAGGGAAUCUCUUUCCCGCCGUCUGGGCGGCACCUUGGAGGUUCAGCAUGACGCGUGGCUACUUCACUGCCUUAAGUCAAUGACUAACCGGGGCGGGGGUGAACUCUGCGAGGUUGCCCCCGGCGUCGUCGCCCCGUUACCCCCGACGCUGAAGAUCCAGAAUCAGCAGCAGAACUCCAACGGCGGACCGAUCGGUAGUCCAACCAGUCCCCUUAACGAGAAGCUAAAGGCGAAGAAUGGCGUCGCGAACAACAGCGAAAUCGAGACCUCGAACGAGCACACGAACGGCGAUCACUGGCCCGGAAGCGACGAGGCGCCCUCGCCUGUUCAACCCCCGUCUUCGGCCAGUUCCGGUUUCAGCGACGACGACAGUCUCCACGGUGACCUUGCACUUCAGGCCGUCUCGAUGGAGCAGCUUAUCGAGGCUGUGCACACCAGGGGGAAAGUCGGACUCGUCUCCGAGUACAUGGAGAUCAGACAGAGACCGCCGGAUGGCUCCUUUAAUCAUGCAAAACUCAGAGCGAACCAGCCGAAGAACAGGUACACCGAUGUCUUGUGCUACGAUCACAGCAGAGUGAGUCUGUCGGAAGUGGAAAAUGAUCCAUCUUCGGAUUACAUAAACGCGAAUUUCGUCGACGGUUACAAACAGAAAAAUGCUUUCAUAAGCACCCAGGGUCCAUUACCAAAGACAUGCGGUGAUUUUUGGAGGAUGGUUUGGGAGCAGCAAAGCCUUGUCGUCGUUAUGACUACGAGAGUCGUCGAACGGGGGCGUACAAAAUGCGCCCAAUACUGGGGGCCCAAACCCGGGGACGAAGUUUCGGCUGGAGGAUACACAGUCACUACUCUCGAAGUUGAAACGAAUCCUGACUACACGAUAUCCAUGCUCCUCCUCACCAAUGACAAGACGGACGAAACCAGGGAAGUGUGUCAUAUGCUGUAUACAGCCUGGCCAGAUUACGGUGUACCACAAUCGGCGAAAGCCUUGCUACAGUUUUUAUCAUUAGUCAGACAACAACAGAGCAAACUUCUUGCUAGUCGAGGUGACACUUGGGCAGGCCAUCCUCGAGGACCUCCGAUAGUAGUUCAUUGCAGUGCGGGCAUUGGAAGGACAGGGACCUUUUGCACCCUGGACAUUUGUAUAUCGCGUCUCGAAGACACGGGGACAGUUGAUGUCCGGGGGACGGUCGAAAAAAUCCGAGCCCAAAGAGCGUACAGCAUCCAAAUGCCUGACCAGUACGUAUUUUGUCACAGAGCACUCGCGGAGUACGCGUUAUCUCGCGGUAUGCUGAGUCCACAGCACCUGGCAAUGCUGCCGUCGACCGUUGAAGAGGAUUCUGACUAAUCUAUAGCUAUUUAAUUGUAUUAUUGUGUAAGGCCCAACCUGUAACCAAACCCUUUCGUCCUGUUCCUCGACUCACAGGGUCUAACAAACAAUUCCGGAGGAAAACGUAUAUUUAGGUAACGCGUUACUGAGAGCUGAGUGGAAAGUGCUGUUCCUGAUUAUCCAGUAUAGAAGUGUACAGUUUUCAACAAUUCUAGAUGCCAUCACGAAGUGAGUUUUUUUUACAUCAAUUUAAAGACCAUUUUAAAUGGUGAACAAUUUUUUCGCGGGUCAACGGGUAUCUGGGGUGUUCUUUUCGCUCUGUCCCGCUCUUAGUUUUUUCUUUCUCCUCUUCUUUUGCGUCAGCAUUUGUAUAUCCCACUACUUCCAGUACUCAAAAAUAACCAACAUAUAUUGGAGGUCUGUUCGUUGCUGCGAUACGGUCAAGCCAACUUUCGACAAAGAAAAAUUAUCCGUUUCGUUAUUCAUCUUGAGAUGAAAAUAUCCCGUAAUUUACAGUAAUUUUUCCAAUCCGCGUUUUAAACUCUAUCGUUGAUGAUAAUAGAGCUCGAAAUUGAUAUUAUGAAUAGAAACGAUUCAUUUUCAUUUAUUGAUUGGAAAAUAAUUGCAAAAAUUAGAACUGUAAUCUUGAAAGAUGAGCGUAAUAGAAUUGAUGCCGAAUUUCAAAUAAAUUUUUAGGUUAUAGAGUAUUGCGACUGAUGGAGUAUAAUGGGGAUUUAGUAGAACAAUCAAUUGGACUGAGUGCAGAACAUUUUUAAAUAAAUAAAACUAAGAGAAAAAUUGAUUAAAAGAUAGAAGAAAAAGUAUAUACUUAUUACAUUGCGAGAAUAGAAAAUCUAAGUUAAUAUAACUUUGAUGGCAGUGUAUAAUAUUUAUAACUAUUAUUCUAGACUUAGAAUAUGAAAAAUGAAUUUUUGUUGUAUCAACUCAAAUAUUCGUACGUAAUAGUACAAUUGACACUUUCACACUUCAAGUGCUACCUAUAAACGACGUGAAAGGUUUUACUUCCGUUGGUGUUCUUGCGUUCUUAUCAUCAUCUACUGAACGCACAUGCCUCGUUUUCAUUCUAAGAAGUCACUUAUAAAAACAUAUAUUUCAAGUUCAGGACUGGGUUUGAGCUUAUUUCUGUUGUACCUAUUCUACGGUCAAAAUUUAUUGCUAAUCCAUGGCGCAUCUUCUUACGCAGUAGAACGAUUACGUGAGAUGCAAAAACAAUAUUUCCAUCUGAAAAUGUCAAGUAAUUUAUUGAUUCACAUCACUCGGUGUUGGGAGGAGCAAGGUAAAAUUGUUCAAAUUUUGACAAAUGGUUGAACAAGUGAACACGCAUCUGAAUCCUUUAUUUUCGUGAAGAUGUUUCUAUACGCGUAUGUAAUUGAUUCCUGAAUCGGUGUAUGAUCAAUCUGAGAAGUGAAUCGUUGAAAAUUUAAUUGUGUUCGCCCCAUUAAUAAUAAAGUAAGUUCGUAAGAAUCUUCAAGUACCCUCAGGUACCAAAUAUGGGCAUAUUAUUUUUAAACUAAUGUUAAUAAUUAUGUGGAAAAAGAAACUAUUUAUUACAAAUAUUGAUACGAGUCUAACGAAAUAAUUAUUUCUUUGCUAAGUGAUAUAUACACGUAUGUAUAUUUGUAUCUCUCGUAUAACCCAAUUUUCUUUUACAAUAAGGUUGGCUCUAUCGACCGUUAUUAAAUAUGUAUACCAGUAUUCCGUGUGCGCUGAAAAAGAACUACCAUUUAUAAUUGAUUAUUAUUAUUAUUAUUAUUAUUAUUAUUAUUAUUAUUAUUAUUAUUAUUAAUAUUAAUAUUAUUGAAUGAAUGCGUAUAAACGUGAAUUUAGUGAGGUUUUUGCUGCAGCUCGAUAUUUAUUCCUGGAUGAGUUUCAAAACUGUAUGAAAAAUUCUCAAUAGCGAUAAAUAACGAGUAGUAGUAUAAAGUCUCCCGAAUAGAAUUUGAUAAAUUGAUAUCUUUCUAUUUCCAUUUAUAACUUUUAACUGCUGUAAUGUUAGUUAUAGAGCUGGGUGUAUUAACUGAUGGUUUCCCGUUACUUUCGAAUGCAUUAUAGUGAUAUUGCCUUUGGCAUUGUUAAUCGUUAACCGGAAGUCAGUAAAAUUUUUGCCCCCAGCUUAGUGUUAAAAUUAAAAAAGAAAAUAGGCUUUAAUCAAGUAUGACGACUAUUUAAAACAGAAACAAAUGAAAAAAAAAAUAUAGCAUAUAUACCCGCACAUAUUGAGGUAAAAUAAAUAAACGAUGUCGAGAUGUACCCAUGAACGAAAUAUUGAAUAUACCAUCCUUAAUAACUAAAGCAAAUCAGACACCCGAAUCGUGAUUGCGUCAGUAAAAUGUAGAGGAUUUAUAACUGCUCGCAACAGAUGUAAAUCAUGAAGUACGAGUUGGCUUCUAGUUAAUUGUACAUCUCUAUAAUCUUGAUCGAACUGUACAUAUUAUGCCUUCAAUUACCGUAAAUGUACCUAAUUAAUUUAAUAUAUUUCAGAAAAAAUUACUAUCAUUUACCUACGUAAUUAUUUGAAUGAAAAUUAAUUAAAAAACAAAAAAGUUAAAAAAAUUACAAAAACAUACCUUUAUAAAUAAAACAAUUUCAUAUUUUAUUACGUCAGACCAAAAAGUAAUUGAAUUAUGUAAUUUAUAGCACAAAAUAAUAAAGGUGUAAUAAUCUUUAAGGGUCUUGAACGUGAAUUUUUUGUCUAGCGUUUAAUACAUCGUACCAUAUUACUACUACUACUACUACCACUACUACCACUACUACUAUUACUACUACUACUACUACUACUACUACUACUACCAUGUCACUAAAUACCCCAUUGGCUGAACAUAUAAAAUUGCAGACGCUUUGAAAAUCAAUAUAUUAAUAACCAAUGAAUAAUAAACACUAUAACAUUGUUGUGAUUUUGAAUGUUGAUUGUCAUAUCAAUUAAUUGUUGAAACAAAAAAUGAUUCACUACUCGAAUAUAUAGUACAGUACCGUCGUUACUCAUCACGCAAAUCGUGAUCAUUUCUAAUUCAAUUUGUGAUAUUAAUUUAAAAAGAAAAAAAAUCAAUAAAUAAACCCUUUCUGAGCUCGAAAUUAUUUUUAUCAGACUUCCGAUAUUUUUGCAAUCUAUAAAAAUGCUAUGGUUAAUCAAUACAAGUAUAUCGAUAUUUAACGUGCUUUAUAAAUUUUACCUACAUACAGUAUACGUACCUACGCUCACCAUGAAUUCAAUUAAAUAAUACCUCAUAAUGACAUGAAAUUUAUAACAGAAGAAAAUCGAUUAAACACACGUUCAAAUAUUUACGUAUUCGGUGUGGGGUAAUUAGCGUGUUUUCUUCUACCUCUUAGGCCGAUAAUUUCGCCGACAAUUUAAGUUACGAACAAUUAAAUCGAACGAUGAAGAAACAGGACAAUUCAUUUCAUCUGUCUACGUCAUUGUUGAUUUCGGAAUAUGUGUUCUGUUUUCUUUUUAACUUGUAAAGGCGUUAUAAAAUUAAGCGAGGAGUCUCUUUCCCAUACCAAGAAUGUGAGUAUUUUAUUGGCGACCGAAUUACCGCACUACAACUUUAAGAAAAAUCGCAAAUAACUCCAUUAGGUGUACGUAUAUUAUACGGAUUACGUAUCAUAAAUGAAAAUGAUAUUUAGACUAAUUAACUAUCUUCCCAUUCUCUCUGUGUAUGAAUUACACGAGUAGAUGCACGGAGUAUAAACGGAUAUGCAUAUACAAUAAAGAUUGGAGUAUUAUCAAAUCUCAGAUAAAACAGAGAGGAAUGGCUUCGAAAUGACAAUAACUCACAGUUAUUACCCACCCAUGCACGUCACGGGACAUUAUUAUUUGUCCCACUGUCUCUAAUUUCUAAUUUCAUGGGUACAAAAAAUUUUUCAUCGCGUUUUAACAGAUAUCUUGUUGUUCGGAUCAGUAUUGUGGAUAUAGAAAACAACUACUCCUACCUAAUACAAUAUAGAAACAAAUUGAAAAUUAAAGAGUAAAAUGAUGAUACGCUGUUAAUAUUUAAAGAUGCGUCAGCCCGAUCAAUACCCGCAAUAUUAUAAAUACAAAAAUUAAAUAUCUGCCCGAUGCAAGAAGAUUAUAUAAGGUGAAAGUUACUUUGUUACUACAUGCAAGUCAGAUAAUACACAAAUAGAACUACACUGCAUAAAUGAUAAAAAUGCUACCUAACCGUAUAUAAUUAUUAUAUCUUAGAAAUCUGUCUAUACGCGUCGUUUUGUAUGUGGAUGUUACAAACUGUUGUAAAUAUUCUAAAUAAAUACUAAAUCCGUAAUAA